AGGCUAGGCACAAGACACGACACGCUACGGCGUCAAUCACACUGGACCCGGCUCUCCACCACCAUCGUCCCCGCCUGGUGCUCGCCACCAACCACUGCCACCUUCAGCAACAUUGACCGCGGUAGCUUGGCUGGGCUUGUCUAGGCUCUCUGUCAGUCUCGACGAGCCUGUGCAGCGAGAAGACGGGCAAAAGGACGACGAUAGGGACGCGCACGCCCUGCCCCGCGCAUCAAGCCUGUUCACAUUGCCCUUGAAGUGAGACUUGUCCGACGAGAGAAGGUCGGAGAAGCAAGCGAUGCCGCUGGAGCAGAUCCGGCCGCCGUUUUCGCCCUUUAUCAGCAGUGGCAGCGGCAGCAACAACAGGGAACAAGCAAAGGCGAGCUCGUCGAGAAAGACGCUGGCCGACUUGGAUUGCGGCGGGCUCAGUCAGCUCGACCCUCUCUCGUCGACCACAUCAUCCCUGGACGACGAGGAAAACGACGAGAAGAGCGAUGCAGCCUCACCCUUAUUCUAUACCACUGCGGCACUGCCGAGGAGGCGAGCCAGUAGUGCCAUGCAGCACCACGACGGGGGAAUGAACCUGCUCAAGCUCGGGGGUGUGGGUGGUGUGACCAGGUCGGGCAGUCGAGGGCGAAAUUCGUCGUACAACCUCUUCACGGCCUCUCCAGACGCCGACAAGGGCGAUGAGGCUAGGGACAGACUCGAGAGUGAUGACGAUGACGAUGAUGAUUACGACGGAGACGCUGGGCCCAGCUUCAGGUCUCGCAGGGUCAGAUCGCUCGACCCAGCCGUAACUGUAGGGAUGCACCACAGCACCAAGCACGCCUCUCGAGCGCCGCCAGCCGAUACAAAUAUUCACUUUCGGUCAUCGAGCUCCGACGUGCCAUCUUCCUCGUCUCGCACAUCAACUUCGUCGUACUCGGCGGCAGCAUUUAGCCUGAGGUCUGUUUCCAACCGAAACUCGGUCAGCUCGGCCAGCUCCGAGUCGUCCUCAAUACGCUCUCACGGCUUUGCUGCCGGUCCAUCGUCGAUGUCCUCUGAUGGUGACGAGUCAUCCAAUGCCACUGCGAUACUGGUCGGUGGUGAAGGUCACGACACGGACCCAAGCAGCGGCAGCGGCAGUAGCAACAGCAGCAAUAACAACAAUGACAACAACAGCAGGAGCUCCAGCAGAGACGCUUCCGUUGGUGGAUCCGCUGCAACGAUGGUCGACGACUCGGAUGCACCGGGCUUUGAAAAUGGAGAAAACGAGGGCCACAGUCGAAUGACGUCGUCCUCCACGGCCACGUCAGUGUCAACGUCGAACGUCGGUCCGGGCAUCAACCGAAUCAGAUCAAUUGGGAGAGGUGGGACACCGAGGCAGGACGCAAGACCUCUGUCAGACGAGGUGCCGGGGCCGAGCGAGCGCCAAAACGGGCGAAGGAGCAGCGGGGCCGUAGAAGGAGAGGAGAAGAGCGACGAGGACCAGGGCAGCGAUGGGUCACUGGUGGAAGGGACAAAGGAAGAAGAGGGAAACGAGACGCUGCGGCUUCUUCCGAGCCUCUCUACGUCGUCAUCCUCUUCACAAACCCAGCAGCUUUCGCCGUCGAGGUCGACCCCUUCGGAGCACUUGCCGACCUCGCCCGAGACUCUCGUUACACCGGUUGCGAGAUUGGAGGCGCGGCCACCACCACCACCACCAACAACAACAACAACAACGAGAACUACCCCGAUAGAUGCGACAGCGACGAACGAUGCAGCGUCCCCUUCCUUGCCAUCUCCCUCCGUAGCGAGCAAGCCUGACAUGCCGUUCCAGCCGGCCAUGCCUCGUAAGCACUCGGGCGUCUACGCAUUGCGAACUCGGUCCCAACAAGGCGGCGCGUACGGCAGCUUCUACGGAGGCGGCGGUGGCAGGGCGGCGGCACGAGAGAUGGCCCGCACCAAUAACUUCAGCUACGACAAUGCCCCUUUCAGCGUCCUCGAAGCUCGCAAAAACGGGCCGUCAUCGUCGAGCAGGCCAGCCAUGUCUGGUUAUUCACAGCCCGGCUCGCCCGUGACCCAGCCCGGUUUCUCGCGCGCGUCACCCAGCUUCGGCCCCUACUCGUCAAUGACUGACGCCAGGCUCCAAGGUCCAUCUCGCGCGAUGCUCAUGUCGCCCAUCGCACAAGCUUCGCCCGAUGCGCCUCAAAACGCCUUUUGGCGGCAGCCAGCGGCUGUUGCGAGCCUUGCUUCUUUCUCCGACAUUGCUGAUCUGGUCGGCGAGAGCGCCAUCUCUUCGGGUACCCCUCCGUCCUCGACAGCACCGCCUUCGGAGAACGAGAGUGCGCCCAGCCGCCAACGCGGUUCUCAUCGUCCGGGUCUCGUGACCCUGGACCUCGCCGAAUCGCCUUCGUCGUCGUCACUGUCUUCGCUCCUCGAGACGCCGCCUGGACCAAGCUCGCUGCACGUCAGCUCGCCCACGUCGGCCGACAGCGGCGCACGCAGCGGCGUGGGCUUGGGCAUUGUCAAUGCAUCGCCUGCACGACGACCAGAAAGGCCAGGUCUCACGAGAUCGACGACUGCCCUGGGCACCCAGGUCCUUCGGACACCCACGACAGAGGAAUGGACCCGCUUUCUCGCAAGGCAGGGACUCGAUCCGGCCAUUGUUGCGAGGAACCGAACGAGUACAAGUCGAAGCAGUCGUCCAUCGCUUCCACUCGCGCCCAGCACCGAUCUCGAGGCGGCUGAUCGUACCCUGGAGGGAGGAGACCAUGCCAAUGCUCAGAUGCUCGAGCAGCUAAAGCAGCUCGGCAUGAGCCGGGCUACGUCGAGCCGGACUGGGUCCCUCCUUGGCGAUGGCGCCGAUCUCGGCAGCGUCAAGGAGGACGACGAAGACGACGACGAUCUCGAGAUGGAUCAAGACAAGGAUGGGGAGGAGUGGGAGGAAGGCAGUGACGGCGGCAUGAGCUCGUACAGCAACAGCUCUUCUUAUGAGAGGAUGCGUGCACUGCAUGAGGCCAUCUCUCGCCCUCCCUCUCGGCUCAGCACUCCUCCGCCGAUGAAUCGCAUGGAGCUCGCGGCCGACGAGCAAGAGCAUGAAGAUGAUUUCAUCCAGGUCAGUGCCAUAGCGCCUCCCAGCGAGCGUCGGUCGAUUAGCGAUUACGUCGUCGUCUCCGAUAUCGGCCGCGGCGCCUAUGGCUUAGUCAAGAAGGCCAGGCUCAAGGGUCCCAACGGUGAGGUUGUGGGAGAUGAAUUCUGCAUCAAGUACAUCAUCAAGAGCCGCAUCCUGGCCGACUGCUGGAGGCGACACAAGAUACUCGGACCGAUCCCCGUCGAGAUCCACGUCCUGGAUCAGCUUCGACGGCUGCCCUACACACCACCAGCCGUCUCACCGCCGUGGAGCGCUGAAAGGAUGUUCGGCGUCGUGCCGCACAAAGGCGAAGAUGCCACUUUGCACCACCCGUCGCUGUGCCGGAUGCUCGACUUCUUUGAGGACCACGAGUUCUACUACCUUGUGAUGCCUUGCUUUGGCUCAGGCCAGGACCUAUUCGACUACGUCGAGUCGCAGCCGCACGGCCUCUCCUCGUCGCAGGUCCGCAGCAUCUUUGGGCAGGUCGCAGACGGACUCCGCUUCCUGCACGCCAACAACAUCGUUCAUCGCGACGUCAAGGACGAAAACGUCAUUCUCGACGGCAAGGGCCACGCGCAGCUCAUCGACUUUGGAUCGGCGGCCCAUGUCCGCCCAGGAAGGCUCUUUGACACGUUCAGCGGCACGCUCGACUACGCCGCCGCCGAGAUCUUGCGCGGUGAAAAGUACGGAGGCAAGGAACAGGACGUUUGGGCAUUGGGAGUGGUGGGAUACGUGCUCUUAUGCGGAGAUUGCCCCUUCUGGAAUGGCGAAGAAGCUAUCGAAGGCCUCAGCGAGGGAAGCCGUGCGAAGCUUUCGCUCAUGCAUCGUUGUGAGGACGUCGAGGCACCGGACGAGGCUGAAGAGCGAAGAGAGGAGAGAGAUGGCCAGAAAGACGGAGGCGGAAGGCUCGUUGAUGCGGCCGACCUCAUUGCACGGUGCUUGGAGCUGGAGCCGACGGAUCGUCCCACAAUGGAGCAGGUUUGCAACCAUCGCUUCCUCGUGGGCAGCGUCGGCUGGUCUGGUAGGCUGGGAUGGCGCGAGGUAGAUCCGUAGAUGCUAUAGCAUAUUGUAUUUUUUUUUCCCUUUCCUUUCUCAACCGGCUCCUUAACAAUGUCACGAAGUUAACGGUCUGCGUGCCCUGCUCC
This is a messenger RNA of Acaromyces ingoldii, 4233 nucleotides long. RefSeq lists its product as hypothetical. Gene Ontology annotation, molecular function: protein serine/threonine kinase activity; ATP binding. The coding region runs from base 296 to 4141 and encodes 1281 amino acids. The record is from RefSeq and is a predicted model, not a curated record. The transcript has a single exon. Gene Ontology annotation, cellular component: cytosol; nucleus; cytoplasm. Gene Ontology annotation, biological process: intracellular signal transduction; negative regulation of glycogen biosynthetic process; protein phosphorylation. NCBI's taxonomy places the organism in Eukaryota, Fungi, Basidiomycota, Exobasidiomycetes, Exobasidiales, Cryptobasidiaceae.